UCCAUCUUGAGUAGAAUAUCCCUUUUUACGGGAAAGUAAAUCUCGGGUAAAGCUAACUAGUUGCCAAACCCCUAACAAGCUUAUUUUCUCUACGAAAAGGAAAUAAGGAAGAAACCUGCAUUUUAUAUAUUUACUCUUCAAAAUCUCGCCCCAGCCAUUCUUGUGAGGAUCAGAAGCUGACUCAUAAUGGCUACCGCCAAUUCCGUUGUUCGAUCGCCAAAGGCCCCACUCUCUGGAAAAUUCACGUUCUCCGAUAAAAAAACAACGCUACCCGUCCACAUCCCCCAAUUUCCUCCACAACGCCGCCGUUUCACCCCUCUUUCCGCUUCCCUCCACGACAGCGAGAAUAACAACGGAAGCCAUAAGAACGCGCAGGCCGUUGAGUUGGAGAAGCUUUUCGACGAUGCCCCAUACGACGACGUCUCUAAAGACUCCCCUUUGCAUCCCAGGCCACUUUCUUCAACCCAGUUUUCUAAUUCGGUCUCCAAUGGCAAUCGCCUUCGCGUUGCAUAUCAGGGAGUUCGUGGCGCCUACAGCGAAGCAGCUGCUGAGAAGGCCUAUCCCAAUUGUGAAGCUGUUCCUUGUGAUCAAUUUGAUGCUGCAUUUCAAGCUGUUGAAAAGUGGCUAGUGGAUAGAGCGGUAUUACCAAUUGAGAAUUCCUUAGGUGGUAGUAUUCAUCGAAACUAUGACCUCUUGCUUCGUCAUAGCUUGCAUAUUGUUGGGGAAGUUAAGCUUGCAGUUCGUCAUUGCUUACUAGCCAAUCAUGGUGUUAAAGUUGAGGACUUGAAAAGGGUUCUUAGUCAUCCUCAGGCUCUAUCUCAGUGUGAGAACACUUUAACUAAGUUAGGAUUGGGUAGAGAAGCAGUGGAUGAUACUGCCCUUGCGGCAAAGCAUGUGGCUUUCCACAAACUAAAUGAUACAGGAGCUGUUGCAAGUUCUUCAGCUGCAACAAUAUAUGGACUGAACAUUCUUGCUCAAGAUAUUCAGGAUGAUUGUGAUAAUAUUACUCGAUUUCUAAUGCUGGCAAGGGAACCUAUUAUUCCUGGCAUUGAGAGGCCAUUCAAGACAAGUAUAGUUUUCUCAUUAGAGGAGGGUCCUGGUGUUCUUUUCAAGGCACUUGCUGUUUUUGCUCUUCGACAGAUCAACCUUACAAAGAUUGAAAGUCGUCCCCUAAGGAACCAGCCCUUGCGAGCAUCCGAUGAUAGCAACAAUGGCUUAAAAUAUUUUGAUUACCUUUUCUAUGUGGACUUCGAAGCUUCAAUGGCUGAUCCAAGAGCACAGAAUGCCCUAAGACAUCUAAAGGAGUUUGCAACAUUCUUGCGAGUUCUAGGAAGUUAUGCAGUGGACACUACCAUGACAUGAACGAGUUGUUGACCAUGGACUCAGUAUGAAGUAUCAAUGUUAAAUGGAUCAAAAUUUUACAUUGCACAGAUAUGGUUACUCACUAUACAAUGGUUGCAUUUUUUUGGUAUAUAGAAAAGACGCUGCAAUUAAUAGCCAAGCCAUUGCACUGCAAUGGAGGAAUGCUGACAAAAAAUCACUAUGGGCAGUCUGGCCUAUGACAUUUUGUAAUUAAUUUAUAGUAGUUUUUAACAAAUGGAGUGAGUCUCCUAUUCGUUGCUUCUAAAUUUCUUGAGAAAUGGGGACUGGGUUUUUGUCUA
Messenger RNA from Theobroma umbraticum, 1661 nucleotides. RefSeq names its product arogenate dehydratase/prephenate dehydratase 2, chloroplastic-like. The record is from RefSeq and is a predicted model, not a curated record. Gene Ontology annotation, biological process: L-phenylalanine biosynthetic process. Gene Ontology annotation, molecular function: prephenate dehydratase activity; arogenate dehydratase activity. NCBI's taxonomy places the organism in Eukaryota, Viridiplantae, Streptophyta, Magnoliopsida, Malvales, Malvaceae. Gene Ontology annotation, cellular component: chloroplast; cytoplasm.